Xenia sp. Carnegie-2017 is the source of this 2737-nucleotide messenger RNA. RefSeq lists its product as uncharacterized. The record is from RefSeq and is a predicted model, not a curated record. Lineage: Eukaryota; Metazoa; Cnidaria; Anthozoa; Malacalcyonacea; Xeniidae. Gene Ontology annotation, molecular function: ADP binding.
UAGAUAGUUGAAGAAAAUAUUGAGGAACUCUGAAGGCAAAUGUCACUUUAAGAUGUAAAUUUCAAAGUCUCCUCAACUCAAACUGAGCUCUUGUAAGCUUUGAAAAAAGAUGGAUGACUCAACUUCUUUGGGAAAAGUUGCUGGUGAAUCUUGUUUAAUAAAUGAAGUACAAGGCGAUAGUGAAAACCAAAACGGUUGUGCUGUACGUAACGAACAAAAUAUUCAGGCCCUAAUGUCAUUGAGAGAAGAAUGUCAUAUGUGGUCCAAGAGGAGUCUAGCAGAGCAUGAAAUACUCGAUAUGAUGACCAUUAAAUGUUUUUCCGUUUUUGACAGUCUAUGCAAAUUACGUUGGCUCGUAGUUCAAUGCUGUUAUUUGACCUACAUGAGACAGUAGCAUGCGAUAUCCAGCUUAGGCCUUUGUCGCCGAAUGAAGCGAAGAAGAUGCUUCAUGUCAAUUCAUUGUUGCACCAAAAGAAGACUAGACGCUGGCUAUAAGAAAACACUUCAAGACCUAACUAAAAGAUGGAUUUUACAGUUAAUCAUAUUAACUGGCUAAAAGUUGGCGAGAUGAUUCGAUUGCUGCAAGCACAGGUCGCUCCUUAUGUGGAUGAAAUUGUCACAUCAUUUCACCAACAUCUUUGUCAAUAUUUUGAGAAUACUUCGACCUGCAAGAGCAAAUUUUGCACAAACAGAAGUAAUGAAAAGCUGUGCUUAAGUUGUCAAACUUGGUGGAAAAAUAAACUGAAGAAAUUUCACAAAAAGAAAGAUUGCCCAAACUGGCUGUCAAAAAACUGCCAUCUUGAAAUGUUUUUUGUAAGUCGAUGGGAAAUUGCAAAAUUUUUUAUGACGAAUCUUGGAUCUAAUGCUGUGAAUGUGACUGAUGCCCAGUCCACUGAUCUCUCCUCCUUGCUCAACUUCAUCGAAUGGACGAACGAUGACGUCUACUCAAUAGCAGGCAAACAACGAGUUAUGAUCGAUUCCGUACUAAAUGUGCGCUCAAUUGUUCGAAAUUCGUGGGCACAUGCAUCUGUGCAGGAGUUGAUUGAAGAGGAAAAGGAUCGUUACUUUGUAAUUGGUCGUGAUUUUCUCAUCGAGUUGAAAAUAGUUUUUCCUCGCGACCAUAUUGGCAUGGCCAUAGAAAAAGUUGACCAUCUUCAAGAAAACGGAAUUCCCAACUUGAUGAUGUCAGAAAUAGAAAUAUUGCAUCAACAGCGCGACAUUUUACAAGAGAUUAAAGCAAGUUUGGAUCCACAUAGCAACGAACUGAAGCGAUGUGUCGACGCUAUGAAAUCCUGCCAAAAGAGACUUGAAGAAACUCCUGAUUUGGGAAAAGAAUUGAACACACAGUUUGAAGCUUUAUCUUAUAAAAUUGAAUCUUUACUUUCCGUUGUACGCGAUAACAGCAAGGAUUCGUCUACCGCGUUGAGCGAAAUAAAAAAUUGCGCGACUAAAGAUCAAGUGCAAAAACAUCGUCUCGUGAACUGUUUACCAGAAAGAAAUCCGAAUUUUAUACCGCGAGCUGGGGAAAUGGAGAAAGUUUUCUCUUUUUUAAAUGAUGAAUGUGUAGUUCUCUGCAUGCACGGAGGACCAGGGUUUGGUAAGAGUUCUUUGGCUGUGGAAGUGGCUUAUCGGUUGUCAAGUGUUAACGAUGCUUUUGUUGUGUUCUCAGAUACAAAGCACUUAACAAAUGUAAAUGCCGUCAUAUUUCAGCUUUGUUGCGACUUGGACCUCAAUCUUAACCAAGAAGACGAUUUAAAAAAACAAUUUUUGACUCAAGUGUUGCGAAACGAUGGAAGAAAAGUGUUCUUUAUUAUAGAUGAUGUCGACGGUAUCCUGGAAAAUGAACAAUCUAAAUGGAACGAUUUCAUCAAGGAGCUCCGAAAGAACACCAUAAAAAAUGGUUUUAUCACUACAUCCAGGAUGAAAUACGCAAUUCCUGACAUCGAAACAGGAGAAGUAGCGAUAAACCAGAUGGACAAAAAUUUAAGUUUGAAUCUACUCAAAAAGCUUUGUCCAGCACAUGACGUCGUGUUUUUAAGAAAACUGGCGUCUUGCUGCGGUUAUAAUCCAUUGGCAAUGUGCAUUGCAGCGUUGCGAGUUGAUGAUUUUCCAAAUCAUAAUGAACUCUUAAAGUACUUAACGGAAAACUCAAAUGAUACGUUACAAGACUCAAUGCGAAAUCUUAGUUUCAACAAGAGCAUUCAGUUGUCAUAUGACAGGCUCAAUGAAGAGGAGCAACGACUCUUUACAAGACUUAGUGUUUUUGAAGGUACUUUUAGUAUUGAUGCGGCAAAUUCAAUUUUCGAAAAAGAAAACUUAGAAACAAUAAACAUUCUAAAAAAAAUUCAUAUGAAAAAUUUGAUAUCAAAGUCAAGUGAACGGCAGUACUCACUUCACCCUCUCAUUCGACAUUUUUUGAAUAAAAAGGGAGAUCAAGGUGAGAGACUAAAAGCUUGUAAGUUGAUGGUCGAGUACAACGAGCGAUUACACCUCGAAAUCGUAAGAAACCUACAAAAAAAAACCCGUGCUUUAUCAGCUGAUACUGACGUUUGCCUUCAAAACUAGAAAUGAAAUCACUUGAGGCAUGUUGGUCGAAAGUUGCUAGUAUAAGCCCGGCGCACACGAGAGCCAUGUGCUUAGCAAAAUGUCAUUCGUGUCAAGUGGCGCGAGCAAGUUGCUCUCGUGUGCGCGUACUGUUUCCGACGACUUUUGCCUUUCCUGGCAGAACUGGCAAAUA